Saccoglossus kowalevskii is the source of this 1944-nucleotide messenger RNA. RefSeq lists its product as uncharacterized. The record is from RefSeq and is a predicted model, not a curated record. Gene Ontology annotation, biological process: receptor guanylyl cyclase signaling pathway; intracellular signal transduction; cGMP biosynthetic process. Gene Ontology annotation, cellular component: plasma membrane. NCBI's taxonomy places the organism in Eukaryota, Metazoa, Hemichordata, Enteropneusta, Harrimaniidae. Gene Ontology annotation, molecular function: guanylate cyclase activity; adenylate cyclase activity; peptide receptor activity.
AUGUCAGCUUCAGCUCUACGUAAAAAACUUGAAGAUGGGUUGGAGACAAUUAGCCAGUCCAGUGUGGGAUCAAUGGCCAGGGUGGACCAUACACUCAGGACGCUUCUCCAAUCUGAAGAAAAGGGUUGCCGCGCCCUCUGUGGUGGGAACCCAUUAACACAAUCUGGCAAGGUGAAACAAAUGAUCCGUAUGAUGGGCCUGACCAUGGUGCCUGUCAUAGCACUUAUUGGUCUUGCUCUAAAUGACCUGACUACAACAUUAAGAGAGAAUGAAGAAGCCUAUAAUAUCCGUCAAACCAUCUUCUUCAGCCGGGAUAUCGGAAAUCUGCUACAUUGCUUACAGAAUGAACGUGAUAUGACCACGCUACAUAUUAGCACGCUGGGACCAGUGACAAAACAGUUCCUGAGCGAUACAUACCCUGAAACAGACUCGGCGCUAGAUGCUAUGGACCAAUGGCCAGUGAGGGAAAAGCAGGAUCUCACACAGUUUCAGAGCAAGAUUGAAUUCCAGAAGUACCUUGAUGAUCACCGUGUCUAUCUCGAUGGGUCAAACUCCUCCAUUUAUGAUGAAGUGGAAUUCUACACAAACAUCAUCAAAGUCUUUAUUGGUUGGCUUUAUCAGAACAUCGCCAAUUCAUCUGGCAGAGAUGGAAUCUGGCGACAGUUGGUGGCAUAUCAAUUGGUGAUAAUUGCUAAAGAAGACAUAGGAGUAGAACGAACUCUUGGUGGUAUUUUUUACACAAAUGGAAGAUUUCGAAAAUACAAUGACUAUCUAUGGUAUAUGGAAAAAUGGGCUAAGGGUAAUGGCAACUUUGAAGCUUCUGCAAAGUAUGAACCAAACAUUUUGAACACCUACCAAAAAAAGAUUGAUGUACUUGAUUCGACAGUAACUCAGAGCGUGGCAGACAUGAGAAACACUAUAAGACUGAACAGCGCCACCAACGAAGCCUCGUGGAGAACAGGUACAAUGUGGUUCGAUAAUAUGACAUAUUACAUGGAUGUCAUAACCAGCGUUCAAGAUGCACUCGCUGUAAAGAUCCUUAGUGAGUUAGAUUCUCAAAUACAGGAGGACCUCGUUCAGCUUGGGAUCAGCAUUGGUAUAUUGGUGUUCGUGCUUCUGAUGUGUCCGAUCAUUAUUAACUCGGUCUAUAGCCUCACUGACCGUAUACAGCAGUAUGCAAUCACCUUGGUAGAUCAGACAGCCCAGUUGCAGAGAGAACGUAAACGCAACGAUUCACUGCUGUAUCAGAUGCUUCCACAGGCUGUUGCCGAACGACUCAAGAAAAACAAAGACGUCCUGGCUGAAUCCUUUGAGGAAGUCACCAUCUUCUUCUCAGAUGUCGUGGGAUUUUCAGCUAUCUGCGCAGAAAGUUCUCCUCUGCAAGUUGUACGCAUGCUCAACAACAUUUAUACAUUAUUUGAUUCCCGGAUUGAGCAAUAUGACGUGUACAAAGUGGAAACAGUCGGGGAUUCUUACAUGGUUGCAUCAGGUUUGCCUAGACGAAAUGGUAAACGCCACUCUGGCGAAAUUGCUACUAUGUCCCUAGAUAUUCUACAUUAUAUCGCUACAAUGGAGAUAGCUCAUUUACCUGGAGUUAGAAUGAAGUUACGCAUCGGAAUGCAUACUGGUCCCGUGGUGGCUGGGGUUGUUGGCGCAAAGGCGCCCAGGUAUUGUCUGUUCGGUGACACAGUUAAUACGGCCUCAAGAAUGGAAUCUAAUGGCGGGGAUAACAGAAUUCAUCUUUCACAUAGCUCAUUUUGUGCUCUAAAUUAUCUUGGUGGAUAUCAUAUGGUGAAAAGAGGAGAGAUCUCCAUCAAGGGCAAAGGAAAAAUGUCUACCUAUUGGUUAACUCGCAAGGAAGGGUUAGAAUAUGAGAUAGCUGGCACGCUGCCAAAUGACCCGGCUGUUGAAAGAUCCGAGAGUGGCGACUUGUCGGUCGGCUAA